Messenger RNA from Tupaia belangeri chinensis (Chinese tree shrew), 5217 nucleotides. It is a transcript of the gene CAMSAP1, whose product is annotated as calmodulin regulated spectrin associated protein 1. Gene Ontology annotation, molecular function: microtubule minus-end binding; calmodulin binding; spectrin binding. Gene Ontology annotation, biological process: neuron projection development; cytoplasmic microtubule organization; negative regulation of microtubule depolymerization. The record is from RefSeq and is a predicted model, not a curated record. Gene Ontology annotation, cellular component: microtubule minus-end. NCBI's taxonomy places the organism in Eukaryota, Metazoa, Chordata, Mammalia, Scandentia, Tupaiidae.
ACAAUAUCCCCGAGGACCUCAGGGACCCGUUCUACGUGGACCAGUAUGAGCAGGAGCACAUCAAGCCCCCGGUCCUCCGGCUGCUGCUGUCUAGUGAGUUGUACUGCCGUGUCUGCAGCCUCAUCCUGAAAGGGGACCAGGCGGCCGCCCUCCAGGGACACCAGUCUGUCAUCCAGGCCCUGGCCCGGAAGGGGAUCUAUGUGAUGGAGAGCGACGACACCCCUGUGACGGACACCGACCUCAGCUGCACGCCCGUCAGGAUGAGUGCCCACAUGGCCAUGGUGGACGCCCUGAUGAUGGCCUACACUGUGGAGAUGAUCAGCAUUGAGAAGGUGGUGGCCAGUGUCAAGCGCUUCUCAACCUUCAGCGCCUCCAAAGAGCUGCCCUAUGACCUUGAGGACGCCAUGGUGUUCUGGAUCAACAAGGUAAAUCUUAAAUUGAGGGAGAUAACCGAGAAGGAGGUGAAGCUGAAGCAGCAGCCGCUGGAAGCCCCGGCUCACCAGAAGUCCCCCUCCAAGUGGUACUGGAAGUUAGUGCCCGCCCGCUAUCGCCGAGAGCACCUGUGCCCGAGGCAGCCGCUCCGCUUCCCGGUGCUGGAGGACCUGAUGCGGGACGGCAGUGACGGGGCCGCGCUCCUGGCAGUCAUCCACUACUACUGCCCCGAGCAGGUGAAGCUGGACGACAUCUGCCUGAAGGAGGCCAUGUCGACGGCUGACCGCCUGUACAACGUGCGCCUGCUGAGGGAGUUCUCCAGCGAGUACCUCAACAAGUGCUUCCACCUCGCCCUGGAGGACAUGCUGUGCGCGCCCCCGGUGCUGAAGCCCAACGUCAUGGUGUUCAUUGCUGAGCUCUUCUGGUGGUUCGAGAACGUGAAGCCCGAGUUCGUUCAGCCCAGGGACGUCCAGGAGCUGCGCGAUGCCAGGACGGCGCCCCAGCACAAGCACAGCCGGCCCCCGGUGCCUAUCUCCAACGCCACCAAGCGCAGCUUCCUGGGUGGCCCUCCCGCCGCGAGCCCCGCUGACCCGCAGCCGCCGGCCCCGCUGCCGACUGAGAGCUGCCACAGGCACUGCCUACACCCUGACGAGGCCGAGCACCCUGGGAAAGGAACUUCUACCUUCAGUCCGUCUCAUCCUUUGCUGCCCCUGAGGCAGAAGCAGCAGAAAGUGAUGCAGGGAGAGGAGACCCCUGAUCCGCGGCAUCGGUCCAACUCCCUAACACGUGUUGACGGGCAGCCGCGAGGCGCAGCGGUAGCGUGGCCAGAGAGGAAAACCAGGCCCGCGUCCCAGCCGACCCCCUUCGCCCUCCACCAGGCUGUGGGUUACGACGUGGAACCUGGCUCUGGAGACAGCGUCAGCCUGGCCCGCUCCAUCAGCAAAGACAGCUUGGCGUCCAGCGUCGUCCACCUGACCCCCCAGAACCAGCCGCAGCCCGCUGCCGUGGCCAGUGGGCAGAGCCUCAUGAGCAACGUCAGUGUGGAGGACGAGGAGGAGGAGCUCGUGGCCAUCAUUAGGACAGACGCGGCCCCCUGCCGUGGGGACCCUGAAGCCCCCAGACUCUCGCCGCGGUCCCCAGGCCUGAGGGCAGGUGCCCGCUCCCCCCAGAGGCAUGCAGACACCCUCGGAAGCCGGCCAGACAGCUUCUUCUUGGAGCCCUUGAUGCCCGCGGUGCUGAGGCCGGCUAAAGAGAAGCAGGUCACUACCAAGGAGGACGAGCGUGGGGAAGGGAGGCCCAGAGGUGCCUCCUGCAAGAGGUCCAGUGAGGGCCACCAACCUUUGGUACGGAAGAGAGCACCCAGCGGCCCUGGCAGCCGCGACCCGAAUAGGACCUUCACCCCAAUCCCUGGUCCUGAACUCCCCUCAGGCAUCAGCCCUGCAGAGCCAGGACCGCUGGCCACGGGAGACGCACUGGCCGUCAGCAGCUUCGAGCCGUCACCUCGGGGACAGCCUGCCGAUGGCUUCUUCCUGCACCUCAGCAGGGCCGACGAGGACCCUGAGGGCAGGCUGUGUGUCAGCUGCACAGAGAGCCCCAGCUCCCGGGACUCGGAGCCCUGGACCCUGCUGCGGCAGGACUCUGGCUCCGAUGUCGCGGAGAUGGAGGAGGCCGUGCACAGCUUCCUGGGCGACGACCACCCUGUGGUCAUCACGGGGUACGGCGGGGAGGAGGAGUCGGCCAAGCUGCAGGAGGACAUGAAGGUCAAGGAGCAUGAGGACAAGGACGACGCCAGCGGCCGCUCGAGCCCCUGCCUGAGCACCACCUCGCAGAUGAGCAGCGUGUCCAUGGCCAGCGGGAGCGUGAAGAUGACCAGCUUCGCGGAGAGGAAGCUCCUGAGGCUCAACAGCUGCGAGACCAGGUCCAGCACCAGCAGCUCCCAGAAGACCACGCCAGAUGCGUCGGAGAGCUGCCCGGCCCCCCUGACCACGUGGAGGCAGAAGCGGGAGCAGAGCCCCGGCAGGCACGGCAAAGAUCCCGCCAGCCUGCUGGCCUCUGAGCUGGCGCAGCUGCACAUGCAGCUGGAGGAGAAGCGCAGGGCCAUCGAGGCGCAGAAGAAGAAGAUGGAGGCCCUGUCAGCCCGGCAGCGCCUGCAGCUGGGGAAGGCGGCCUUCCUGCAUGUGGUGAAGAAGGGCAGGGCUGACGGGGCCGCGCAGCCUCUUAGGCCGGAGCACCUCCCAAAGGAGUACGCACAGCACAACGGAGAGGGCUUUGGGGAGGGGGUUCUCAAGACCGGGGAGCUCCUUGUGAAGGAUGAGCAGCGAGCGGGCCUCCUGAGCGAGCCUCGGGACAUGGACAAGGAGAGCCUGGCCGUCCUGCACCUGCACAAGCCGCGCGACCCCGCCCUCGAGGUGGAGAGGGGCAGAGCGCUGCUGGAGGACGGCGCGGGCGAGGCCGACGUGCGCGAGUGCGACCUCUCCAUCGAGAAGCUCAGCGAGACCAUCAGCACGCUGCAGCAGGCCAUCCUGAAGAUCUCGCAGCAGCAGGAGCAGCUGCUCAUGGCGUCCCCGGGCGCGCCUGCCCCUGCGUCUCGGAACAGCCCCCAGGACCAGAAAGGGAAGGCGACCGUUCACUUGGUCGAGCCGCUCUCCCCGACUGCAGGGCCAGGCCAGCGCAAGCCCCCGCGCCUGGGCCAGGGCCGCAAUUCCCGCUCAGGAAGGCCGGCUGAGCUGAAGGUCCCCAAAGACAGGCAGCAGGGCUCCUCCCGAAGUAAGACCCCGACCCCCAGUGUGGAGACCCUGCCACCCUCGCGGCCUCUCCCCCUGGGGGGCCACCCUCGGACGCCCUCGGACCCAGGCUGGGAGAGCCCCGCGGCCCCUGGCGGGGAGCCUCCUGAGAAGACCCUUCUGGACAGCUGCAGACUGCAUGAUGAGAGCAACCAGCGGACCCCCGCACCAGCCCCCGGCAGGGACACGAACGUCCUGGCGGAGCAGAGGGGCUCCAGGGAUGCGCCAGAGACCCGAGGGAAGGAGGCGGGGCUGGGCCGUGCGCAGGCGCCUGCGGAGGAGCCACUGCGGGGCAAGGCCGGCCUCAUCGAGGUCGACCUCUCGGGCCUGCGGGCGCCCGACGAGGACGGGGAGACCGCUGCCCCCGACGGCUCGGCAGAGCUCGUCAACGACGGUGACCAGAAGCCCGGGGUUGGCUUCUUCUUCAAGGACGAGCAGAAAGCCGAAGAUGAGCUGGCCAAGAAGCGGGCCGCCUUCCUCUUGAAGCAGCAGCGCAAGGCCGAGGAGGCGCGCAUGCGCAAGCAGCAACUGGAGGCGGAGGUGGAGCUCAAGCGCGACGAGGCACGGCGCAAAGCGGAGGAAGACCGGGUGCGCAAGGAGGAGGAGAAGGCACGGCGUGAGUUCAUCAAGCAGGAGUACCUGCGCCGGAAGCAGCAGCAGGUGCUGGAGGAGCAGGGGCUCGGCAAGCCCAAGCCCAAGCCCAGGAAGCCGCGGCCCAAGUCCGUGCACCGGGAGGAGUCGUGCGGCGGUGACUCAGGAGCCAAGGCGGCCACCCCUGACAACCUGAGUCGGACCCAGUCGGGCUCCAGCCUGUCCUUGGCCUCGGCCACAACCACCGAGCCAGAGAGCGUCCACUCAGGGGGCACGCCUUCCCAGCGAGUCGAGUCGAUGGAGGCCUUGCCUGUCCUGAGCCGCAACCCCAGCAGGAGCACAGACCGCGACUGGGAAACUGCGUCGGCAGCAUCUUCGCUGGCCUCGGUGGCCGAGUACACAGGUCCGAAGCUCUUCAAGGAGCCCAGCAGCAAAUCCAACAAGCCGAUCAUCCACAACGCAAUAGCCCACUGUUGCCUGGCCGGGAGCUGGAGAAGUGCGACGCCAACCACUACAUCAUCCUGUUCCGCGACGCGGGCUGCCAGUUCCGGGCGCUGUACUGCUACUACCCCGACACGGAGGAGAUCUGCAAGCUGGCCGGCACGGGGCCCAAGAGCAUCGCCAAGAAGAUGGUCGACAAGCUGUACAAGUACAGCUCGGACCGCAAGCAGUUCAGCCUGAUCCCCGCCAAGACCAUGUCCGUCAGCGUGGACGCGCUCACCAUCCACAACCACCUGUGGCAGCCCAAGCGGCCCGCGGCGCCGAAGAAGAGCCAGCCUCGCAAGUGACUGGGUGCGGUGGCAGGAGGGCCCCGGCACACCCGUGCUCGCCGCCGUUUUCUCCCGCGGGUACGGGUGUGCAGUCAGACGGCAGGGGACCUGCCCCCAGCUCCUGGCGCACUUGGGCUGCGUUGGGCCAUGCGAGGAUGGGGGUGAGCAGGUGUCCAGGCGGCCUGCGGUCCCUACCGGCCACAGAGGCUCUCGGCGUCCAGCCUGCGCCUCGCCCGUUUGCACAUGGCCUGCCACCUGGCUGGGCGUUGUGACGCGUCCGGCCAGGUGUCCGGACGUCUUUGGAGGAGUCCCUGGUGGGAAGUGUUCUCGUUCGCGGAGUUGUACGGUAUUUAUUGGUUGUGUCUACUGCCAGCUUUGUGUCCACUGAGACUGAAAACCGUUCUUGUUCCUUGCUGCUCAGAAAGUCUCUGCGGAGCCAGCUCCCUGGAAGCGUGGCGGCCUGCAGUCUCUUUGCUAAGAUGGCAGUCCCAGGUGUGGAGGCGGCUGUCCUCAUGACCGUCACAGGGGGUGCGUGGCGUGGCAGCAGGUGGUUGCCACGUUGCAGGUGGGGCCAUCGGGACGGGGUUGGGACGGCUCUGCUGGUGUGUUCGCGUCAAUAAAGACAGUCUGGGUGCAGGCAA